UACAACAUUGUAAGCAUUAUGUGUAACAUACUAACAAUUCAUUCAUAAUAACAUUUUGUAAUGUUACUAUAAAAGAAAAAUGUUAAAAUAUAAAAUUUACAUGCAUUGUCGUACAUCGAUAAUUGCUGUAUGGGAAUAAUAUUAAAAACCAGAAAAAACAUUAAUGUGUUAGUUACUAAACUUGUACAAAAAAUAAAAAUAUUGAGGAUAAGAAAAUUAAAAUUUUCAAAAUUGUUAUGAGAUGUUAAGACUGGAAUACAUUUUCAUUUUAAUAUUUGGAUUUUCAUUUUAUCAAGUUACUGAAACAGAUACUGCAGUCAGUACAUCUUCAACAGUUUUUGAUUCAGCAGAAGAAUUCGAAAUUUUAGGAAAUCAAUUAAAUGAUAUGCCAUAUUUUACAAAUACAACAGAACGUGAAAUUGUUAGUGUUAUUGGAAGGACAGCUUUUAUGCAUUGCAAAGUAAAAAAUUUGGGCGACAGAGCAGUUUCAUGGAUACGCAAACGCGACUUACACAUCCUUACUAUUGGCAUUAUGACAUAUACAAAUGAUCAAAGAUUUCAAGCGAUGCAUUCUGAUGACACUGAUGAAUGGAUACUUAAAAUAGUUUCAGUUCAACCAAGAGAUUCUGGAAUAUAUGAAUGUCAAGUAUCAACUGAACCUAAAAUUAGUCAAGCAUACCGACUAACCGUAAUUGUUUCCAAAGCAAAAAUAUUAGCAAAUUCUGAAUUAUUCUUUAAAAGUGGAAGUGAUAUUAAUUUAACAUGUAUAGCACAACAAGCACCAGGACCACCAUCAUACAUUUAUUGGUAUAAAGAUGGUGGUUUAAUAAAUUAUUCACAACGUGGUGGUAUUAAUGUCUUAACAGAACAUAUAAUAAAACAGAGUCGAUUGAUAAUUGCUAAAGUGGUGCCAUCUGAUUCAGGGAAUUAUACAUGCAGUCCUAGUAAUGCAAAUUCUGAUAGCGUUUAUGUGCAUGUUAUUAAAAGUGAACAUCGUGCAGCAAUGCAACAUGAAAGUGCAACCAAUUUGUUUGUUCCUGAUUUAUUAUUAAGAAUAUGUUUUUUUUUCUAUAUAUAUAAAUUAUUAUUUGUUGAACUGAAUAUAAUGAAUGAUAUUUAUCAUCAUUUUACUAUCUGCACAAUUAUUGUUACUAUUAUUAUUGUUUUUAUUAUAACGAUAACAUUUAUAUUUAUGACACUAGAUAUAAUAACAAUUCCUAUUAAAAUCAUUGUGCAAUAUUAUGAUAGCAAUAAUAGGAACAGUAACAAUAAUAAUAUUAUACAAUAUUAUAAUGAUAGCAAUAGCAAUAACAAUAAUAAUAAUAGUAAUAAUAGUGCUAAAUAUAGAUAGUCUUACCAAGCAUAAAAACUUUAAUACAUAAAUAUGACAAUAUUGUAAAUAAUCCUCAUCGAUAAACAUAUUGCUAGAAGUAUAUAAGUAUACCUAAAUGUACAUUAAUAUUUGUAUUGAUAAUUUUAAUGUAAAAGUAUUUUGUUAUUGUUAAAUGAAAAAUUCAUAUUGAUUUAAAAAAUAUUUGUAAGUACAUACUUCAAUAUAGAUUUAUUGGUAAUGGUAUAUAAAUAGAAUAAAAUAACAAAAAUAAUAAAUGUAUAUGAUUGGUUGCAGUGCAUAUCACUUGUAAAAUAGGUUGAUACAACAACCAUUACUGCCAUAACUAAAAAACAAAAAAAAAAUUAAAUUUGAAAUAUAAAGUUUGCCAUUUUUUUAUAUAAACUCAUUGCAAUUAAGAAAUUUAUAAAAAUAAUUGUAAAAAUUAAUUUUACUUUAUUUGAUGAAAAUUCAUAGUUAUAGGCUCGACGCUCAAUAAGAACGACAACUAGAACACAAUCAGCUGAUGUCG
Condylostylus longicornis is the source of this 1862-nucleotide messenger RNA. RefSeq lists its product as uncharacterized. Gene Ontology annotation, cellular component: neuron projection membrane. Bases 242 to 1351 code for a protein of 369 amino acids. Lineage: Eukaryota; Metazoa; Arthropoda; Insecta; Diptera; Dolichopodidae. The transcript is spliced from 5 exons. Gene Ontology annotation, biological process: synapse organization. The record is from RefSeq and is a predicted model, not a curated record.